Molecule: messenger RNA, 6269 nt
Organism: Cheilinus undulatus (humphead wrasse)
Lineage: Eukaryota; Metazoa; Chordata; Actinopteri; Labriformes; Labridae
Product: zinc finger CCCH domain-containing protein 6
Exons: 12
Coding region: 372-3815 (1147 amino acids)
Biological process (GO): negative regulation of DNA-templated transcription
Cellular component (GO): nucleus
Molecular function (GO): RNA binding; metal ion binding
Source: RefSeq, a predicted model, not a curated record
GAAUGUGCUGCUGCAGACCUCAGAAGCCAUUUUGAGAUGAAGUCCCUGUUGAGAAAGCCUAUGAAGAUGCUGAAAUCAACGAACAUGGUUACAUUUCUGUCUGUUUCUCCCUCCGUCUCCUCUAUUUCACCAUGGCAGCUGUCAACCGACGGGACAUUAGCAAAGCGGGGUAUCAAGCUGCGGUCACAGAGUUAAAACGUCAUUGAUAUGAAAGAGGAGAUUGUCUGUUUACUGUCUCUGUCGAGACAUGUAACACCGUGAGUCUUUUCCAGUCUGAAAUCUUCCAGCAUCUCUCACAACACAACGUCUCCUCGAGUGACUGUGUUAAUUCACUCUUGUACCGGAGAGAAGGGAGGCAGAUCCGUUUUCCAAUGGCUUCUGUGAGCCUUGUUUCCAGUCCCCCAGCCCCUGUUCUUGACAAAAACAUGACAGACUCUGAGCUUGCAGGGGAUGAAAGGGAGGAUGGUGAACUGGAGGAUGGAGAAAUAGACGAUGAAGGGAUUGGGAUUGAAGAGGAAAACAAAGAGGCUCCAGAGGUGAAUGACGAUAAGGAAAAAGAAAAGGAAAAAGAGAAGACUAAAGAGAAAGAAGAAAAGACUCACAGGCACUCGAGGAAAAGAUACAAAAAGACCAGAGAGAAGAGGAGGUCAAAAAGGAGGAGGCGAGACAGACAGAAACACCACUCCCCCUCCAGCAGCUCCAGCUCUGACAGCUAUGACUCCGAUUAUGACCGCUCAGAAAGGCCAAAAAACCGGAAGAGCCAGGGAUCGAACCGUGAGUCUGACAGUCAGUCUUCUCAGCAUGGACGGGAUUCAAAGAGAGGACAUAGCAAGUCACCGCCACACAAGAGCAGUGAUUAUGACAAAUACAGCGACUACAGUGAUGACAAGUAUGACUACGAUGAUGAGGAGGAUGAUUACGAUGAUGAUAUGUCCGAGUAUCCAAUGUCCAAAGAUUCCCAGAGUCAGGGAAAGGGACGCCAUGGGAGAGACCAUAUGAAGAGAGGGAGCAUGAGGGGGAUGAAACAGCAAUACGGGCAGAGAGGGCGGGGCAGAGGGAGCGGACCAGGAAGAGGACGAGGGAUGCUCAACAAGAACAAGAAAAUGAAGGGGAAACCCUGGGGAGGUCGAGGAAGAGGCAGAGGAGGAGAUCAGGGGUCAGAGGACAUGCCACCUGAAGGCAAAAAUUCCUCUGGUUUCCAAAAGAAGCGUCCAAUCAUGAGCAAGGAGUUCAUCAACCAGCACACCGUUGAACACAAUGGUAGAUACAUCUGCAAGUAUUUCCUGGAGGGACGAUGCAUCAAGGGGGAGCAGUGCAAAUUUGAACAUGAGCUUGUCGUCCCAGAUAAGAAAAAGGAGUUGUGUAAAUUUUACCUCCAAGGAUACUGCAGUAAAGGAGAUAAUUGCAUUUAUAUGCACAAUGAAUACCCAUGCAAGUUUUUUCAUACUGGGGCCAAAUGUUAUCAAGGGGACAACUGCAAGUUUUCUCAUGAAGAGCUGAAUGAUGUGACCAAAGAGCUGCUUGAUAAGAUAAUCAACACAGAAGAGGAGAAUGCCCGUGAGGACGAGCUGGAGCUGGAGGAUCUGAGAAAGCAGGGUAUUGCCCCACUCCCAAAGCCUCCUCCUGGGGUGGGUUUGCUGCCAACUCCUGGUCAGAGCAGUCCUACAGAUGGAGCCUCUGGCCAGGGUGGGAAGAAGAUCCCAUCUCUGUUUGAAAUUAAAGUUCAACCUACUGUAGACCUGGCGCAAAAAAUUGGUCUGAGUGGAUCCAACUUCUCCCAGAAUCAAGGCGAGGGCACCGAUGAGUUCAGUGGAGGCUCAGAGGAAACACAGAGUGUGGCUACAAGCACCUUUGCUCCCUCUAAUCCACCUACUGGAUCACCUGGUUCAAUGGGUCACCCUGGAGGACCGCCCAUACCUCAGAGUCCUCCAGGACAGCACCCACCACAUAGUUUUCAGAUGCAGCCACCAGUAGCCCCUGGUCAGCCCCCACCCUUCAGACCUAACAUGCAGAGACCUCCGUUCCCUCCUCCAGACCUACAGAUGCUGCAGGGUCUCUUCCCUUUUCCAUCGAUGGGCCAGAACCCGGCAGACAUCUUCGGCAGCUUUCUCCAAAACCAGGCUAUGAGUCAACAAGGAGACCCUACUGUGGCCUUCAUUCAGAACCUCCAGCAGCAGAUGGGUGCAGAUUCACAGUUGCAGUCUUUACCACCAGCAGUGCAAAAAGCCAUCUUUUUACACCUGACGCAGCAGCGGCAACAGCAACAAGAGUCUAAUCCACAGGGAACUGAAGCACUGAGAGCAGAGGGCCAGGAUGAUAACAAUACAAACAGAGAUGAAACGACAAACUGGUACUCAAGCGAUGAUGAAGAUGGUAGCUGUGUUUCCUCCAUCCUUAAAUCUCUGAAGAAGCAGAAUGAGAUGCAUCAGUCUCAAUCAAAGCUCCCUCAAGCUACUUCACUGGCUCCAGCUCUGGGCGACCCUCGACUUGUGAAGGAGAGGGGCCCCCCUAGUGACCCCAGAGUAAAGUUGGACCCUCGACAGCGCAUCCCAGAUAUGAAAAAGGAUUCAGAAGGAGCUGUGGACCCUCGGCUUUCCAGAGACCCCAGGAAGAUGAGACCGAUGGAACCAAGUUCCUAUCGGCAGCCGGUUCCUCAAAAGCCUCCCGCAGGAGACGAUGACGAGGAGGGAGAGAGGGAGCUUAGAGACAAAGCUGUCCUUAUCCCUCUUGAUGCCGGCCCUGGUGUGGUGCUACGGGACCCUCGGUGCCAGUUAAAGCAGUUCAGUCACAUCCGAGUGGACAUUCUACUACAGCGGCCGGCCUUUGCUCAGACAGUAAUCUGGGCUCCUGAAGAUCUCAUCCCCUCCUUGGUGCCCAAACAGGAGCACUCCAUCAAUCUGCCUCUGCCUCCUCUGAUCGCUGAUGCUCAGAUGAACCGAACAAGCCUACCUGACCAUCCUCACGUCUCCAGCCCUCCGCCCUCAGACCCCAGACUGGCUGCUGCACGUUUGAAGGAACGCAUGAGCAGAUUAUCUUCAGGAUCUCUUAAGUCCAGGUUAUCCUCUGAAAGGCCUGCAGAUCCACGCCAACAGAAGAACCUGGAUCCUAGACUUAAGCGUACAACAAGCCUGGAUUCAAAGAUUCUUGGUCAGAAAGAGCACAGUGCUGUUGGGGGAGUUGUAGACCCCAGGCUACAGAAAGCUAAUGCUGCUCGAGCCAAACCAGAGCCUGAGAGGCUGCCACCAUACGCCCCACGUCUGUCAUCCUCAGGUGGCGGUCUGGAGAGUCCGACUACCAUCCUUGGAGGCAUCAGUUUGUAUGAUCCUCGUUCUCAAAGUGAGCAGCAGAAGGAGCAGGCAGAGCCUCCUAAAAAGCCAGGGAUUCUUAAACAUCCGGAAAAGAAAGACAAUAUCCCCCCACAGUCCCUCUCACCCACACAACGAAGUGACUCUUUGGAGGACACAAAAAGCACAGAAGCUCCUUCAGAUCAGCCUCACCCAUCUAGUUCUCCACCCCUGCCCCCGUCCUCACCCGUCAAACCUCCUGCGGUUCAUAAUCUCCCCAUUCAAGCUUUAGCUGGGCUGAUCCGACCCCAGUACACUGACCCCAGGCAGGCCAAACAAGGAGGACAGGGCGCUGCAGGAGCACAGGAAGAGAUGGAGGACAAAGAGGAAAAAAGAGAGCAGGGUGAGGAGGAGAAGAUAGCCAUGGAGGAAGAGAAACAGGGCGAUUCAAAGGAGGAAGAGGGUGAUGACCGGACUCUUAAGGACGUCUUCAAGACUUUUGAUCCCACUGCUUCUCCUUUCUGUCAAUAAACACUUUUAAUCUAGCUUUACAUCACCUAUUUAUUUCUGUAUAUAAAUGAUCCUGUAUAGAAUCACAUUAUGUGAUGCACCACACACUUGUCGGUAUAAUACAGUGUAAAAAAACCUUUUGACAUAAUCAUAUUAAUGCUGAAAAGUGUGUUUUGACAGUGUGUGUAUGUUCAGAGCUUUUAUCAUUGUGUUAUUUUAAUGUUUUUUGAACAAUCAGAAAAAAUUUGCUUGUACAGACAAACCCAGGGGGAAAAACCCUAGUAACAAGCCACCAUUACUGUAGUGGCAUCUCACUUUAACAUUGAUGUAUUUGAAUGAAAGUGAUUUAGAGAAACUUAUUUUUUUGUCACAUAAGGAGGAGUUGUGGAGUUCUCAGCUGCUCUGAUAGUAAAAAAAAUCAAACUUUGGAAAAAAACAAGAGCACAUUACACAAAGACAGUCUGGAUGCAGAUUGUUAACCUCUGAUGGCUACUGUCACAGACUGUUCACCUGAGACACUGUAUAUCUCAGAAAGAAAAUGGCCAAGCCACCAUUCAUGUAACUCCUUCUAAAAUUUUGAUCUAUACAUAAUUUAAUCCCAGAAUAGACCACUGACCUGAAAAAAUGCUUAGUCUGUAAUGUUUGCAAUCUCAUGAAUGUAACUAAUGGACUUUGUUAAUGAAGUUGAAUUUAAAAAAAAUCUAAAAUUGAAAAUACACUGUACUUGCAAAUUACAGUCCUUCCUUUCUGAUGGAUACGGCGUCUAAAGGGAACAGUCUACAGCCAGACCCCUCUCAAUACACAAUACACCUUUACUUCAUGCAGAGUACCCCUGUAUGAGAGAUGACACUUUACACAGAAUCACUGAGCACACAGAUUUGUAUAAACAUUUUCUUCCACAAAAAUGUACCUUGUAAUCCUGAGAUUGUGAUGUCACCUACUCAGAAAAGAGCAAAUUUUUAUUUUUAUGUGAAUGCAAUCUGUGACCUCUAAAUGCAAUUGUCAAAUUAAGAAUACUAGCAAGUAGAUAAACAUUACAUUAUACAGCUCUUUAUCACAAAUAUGUGGCAGUUAAGUUCUUUCUUCUCUAUUUGUGAACCUAGCCAUAUGUUCAGGUAAUCUGCUGAAAGUACCUUUAUCUGUAUCGGUCUCAAUUUGAGCCAUCUCCUCUGCUGUCACAGUCAGCAGACAGCAGUAGAUACUGCAGUUGCCACCACAGUAAUGGUGGCCACCAGUGGUGGCGGCACCCUCAAAUUAGCUGUAGAAUUCAUCUGUAGAUUUCAUUAAGCAAUGAACAGUGUUGUUUACUGCAUUCUUGGUUGACUUCAGCUAUCACACCCUGUAGAAUAGAUCUUUUUUCCACCCGACACGCUGAGAGGUGAUACAGAUUAAUCGAUCAAGCAAGAGUUACUUAGAGAAUUUUGUAAUUAUUUAUUUUAAAAUACUUUUUUUAAAUGUAUCUUGAGAUUUUUACUUGUUUGUCGCUUUUAUGAUAAGGGAAUUUUAACAAAAGGCCACGUUUUAAUUUUUCUGUGAACACUGAGAUUUAAGAUUUUUACUUCAUGUCCUGAUAUGAAUUUGAGAUUUCUUAAUCUGUAAAAUGAUCAUGAACACAGCAAAAUUUUUCCCACAAUUUCUUUGCCUGAAAUUCUUAUGAAUUGGUAAACUAACUGCCAUUCAUUUUGGCAGCAAGUUUUUAAGGUUCUUUACAUUUAAAGGCAGCUUAGAGAAAUGAUUGUAUUGUUUUGUGUGAAUUUGGGAAAAAGUAUAUAUUUUAAAAAACCUAUCAAAUGUUGAAAUGGUGUUUUCUUUGUUUGACUUUUUCCUUUCUGAAGUGGCCUAAAGUCUUUGUGUUUCUGUUGUUGACCUUUUUGAAUUGCUUACACAGCUGUAAAGACAAUUAAAUGAGUAGAUAAAUAAAAAUUACUUUAUGGGAUUUUACAUUUCCAUUCCUCAAAAAACUCACUGCUAACAAGCUUGUAAAUGUCCAGUCAGUUGUGUUUCACUUUUUUCGAGCAGUUAACCAAGAAAGAAGGAUGAAAGUGUAUCAUAUAGAGAAAAAUCCUAUCUUGGGUACAUUGCAGAUAUAAAUGAUACAUAUAUGACCGUUAUGCCUAUUUUUAUUUUAAACUUUGUUUAAUUUGACUGUAAAUAAAUUUAUAUUGGUUAAAGUGUCCCUCACUGGGUAAAGUUGACUUCAUGGCAGUUUGCAUUGUUUGACAGUUGUGUAUCUAUCUUUGUUUGACCGGAACUAAGCUAUCUGUAUGUACUUUUUUUAUUGUUCUCAAAAUUCACAUUGUAAAUGCCUAUUUUGUAUCACCUGUACAGUCUAUUUUUGAGUGUUUUAAUGCAUACUAUUUUAUUUUUCCCUGUCCGUAUGGUGAUUAUGAUACUGUAAGACAUUUUAACAACACAUAUGCCUGUCACAUUUCAGUGAUUUUAUUAUGGAUAUCUGAAAUAAACAGAAAAAAAUGA